AUGACCGUUAACGGGAGGCCGGAAAAUAAUCCGGCCGACCACCAACCCACCGAACAGGAACGUGAUCUCCUACAACGAAGCAUUAAAAAAGUGAGAAAGGGUGAGGAGGGAUUCACUGGCACCUCCAUCCUCACUCCAAGAAUUGAAGACUGGAUGCUGGAAGAACCGGAACCCGGUAAAAGGUCAUAUGCUAAUAUGGUCCGAGGAGAAAACCCAGAAGAUGAGAUCGAGCUGGGAGACUCUGAAGAUGACGACAUGUCAAGGGAAGAAGGCAGCCAACCUGAAGACAUCCCUGAAACAGAAAACGAAGAAACAACAGAUAAACAUAACAAUACAAGCAAAUCAGAUAUCAAAGUGGUGGACUUGGGGGAAGGCCUCUUCAACAUCCUGAUCAGUGAAGCAGCGGAACGUGAACUAUGGAAACCUUGGUGGAGGUCUCUAAUAGUCAAACUGCUAGGAAGGAAAAUAGGCUAUGCAGCCAUGAAGAGAAGAUUGGAAACUAUUUGGGGCAGAUUUGGUGGUAUUGAUGUCAUAGAUUUGGGAAAUGAUUUCUAUAUCGUUAAAUUCUUGGCACAGGAUGAUCUUGAUCAUGCUCUACUAGAUGGUCCUUGGAAGAUAUAUGACCACUACUUGGCUAUUAGGCUGUGGGAACCAAACUUCAAUCCUCUUCUUACAACCAUAGACAAGAUCACAGCUUGGGUUAGAUUACCCGGACUCCCCAUAGAGCUCUACAAUGACCAAAUUCUAAGGAAGAUAGGAGAUCUCAUUGGAAAAACUUGCAAGGUUGACUACAACACCUCCCAUCUCUGUAGAGGAAAGUUUGCAAGAUUGUGCGUGGAGGUUGAUCUCACGAAACCUCUCCUUGGGAGAUACAUGGUCAAUGGAAAGCUAUACAACAUAGAAUAUGAAGGUAUACAUCAAAUAUGUUUUACUUGCGGAAAAGUGGACCAUGAUCAAAAGAAUUGUGCCAUGGGAAAAGAAAGAGUAGAACAGUCCAAUGAUAAGCAAGAUGCCAAUAAGGAUCAAGCGGGAAAUGAAGCCUACAACCAAGCGCAAACAGGGAACAAUAAUCAAACAAAACAAGAUGACAAAGAAGAAACCAGUAGAAAGGACAAAGGAAAAGCCAUAAUGAAUCAGAGCAAUGACAAUUUUGGCCCUUGGAUGGUAGUCCAAAGACAAAGAAGGGGGAAAAAAGAAUCAAAAGAAGAGGGCACUAAAAAUGGAGCAGGUACCAGCAAGACCACAGAAAAGAAAAGGGAUAUUUCAAGAUUUAGUGUCCUCGAAAUAGAAGAACCACAGCAAGGUACUGAAGAACCACAAGCAAACAACGAAGCCGAAAACACCCACCAGAACAACAACACAAGCCAGCACCAUAUGACAAAAGCUAAACCCCAACUAGAACAACAAACGGAGGCAAUAAGAGGAAGCAAGUCCAAAAACACAAGUUCCCAAGCCAAACAAUACACAAGAAAAAAUCUAGUUACAAGGAACCAAAAGAACAUACAACCUGAAGUAGAAACCAAAGACAUUCCCAGAAGCCGUCAAGAAGCGGCAUGCAAAGAAAACUGGAUAGAAGCUAAUGAUGACACUCAAGAUCAGGAGGAACAACAUGCAGAAAAAGAGACAAAUACACAGCAAAAUAUGGAAGAAGACAAACCACCUGACCCCACACACCUAUCGGAAAGCAGAAGAGAAGAUAUGGAGUUAGAAAUUCAGAAGGAAAUAUCAAAAUUAGUUGAAGGGGUUGACUUUGAAACCCCACCUAGCAAGGGUUGGAAAGAUGAAGAAUCUGCAGAUAUGCAGUUAAACUAA
This is a messenger RNA of Arachis ipaensis, 1812 nucleotides long. NCBI's taxonomy places the organism in Eukaryota, Viridiplantae, Streptophyta, Magnoliopsida, Fabales, Fabaceae. The record is from RefSeq and is a predicted model, not a curated record.